AUGGCGCAUUAUUCUGGUAGUCGUCGUCCAUCAUCCUUGAUGGUACCUGGUACUCAAGAUAAUUUUGAAUUUGAACUAAUGAAACUGAUGGAACGUGAUCGUGAACGGGUUUAUCCUAAUUUAAUACAGCAUCCUGGUUCCUCACAAUCGAUGACAAACAAUGGAUUUGGAAAUAAUAUUCCUUCAACAAACAUUACCGCUUCUAAACAACCACCAAAUCGUAAAAUAACUGCCACUCCAACAAAGACAAGAGAAACACCCAUUUCAUCCAUACCACUUCCAAUUUCUUCGCCUUAUCGUCCAUUUCGAAUUGUCAUCAUUCGUCAUGCUGAACGGGCCGAUGCUGUUCUUGGUUCAGAUUGGUCAAAAAAAAGUUUCGAUCGAAAUGGGCGUUACAUUCGGUUUAGUGAACAUCUUCCAGAUGCACUACCUAAUCGUUCCUAUCUUCAUCAUUAUGUUAUUGAUGUACCGUUGACAAAUCGUGGACGAAUGCAUGCAUUUAAAACGGGAAAAGCGCUCUUUCUGAAUGGUUAUGCGGCCGAUAUUUGUUAUGUAUCGCCGUCAUUAAGAUGCGUACAAAGUGCUGAAGGCAUUUUAUCUGGGAUGGGUAGAAAAGGAGUACCAAUGCAGCUAGAACCAGGUUUAUUCGAAUGUUAUUUAAAUGAUUUUAAACGCACACUAUGUUUUAUGACCAAAGAUGAACUCGCAGCUAAUGGUUAUAAUAUCGACAUGAAAUAUCAAGCACUAAUGCCGUUUAUGCGUCCCCACGAUAGUCAGUUGGACUAUUAUGAACGGUGUCGUACCAUUAUGGAUACAAUUACGGACCGUCAUCAAAUGUCAGGUGGAACAGUUCUAAUUGUUGCUCAUGCGCCAAGUCUCGAAGGUUUAACUCGACAUUUAUCAGGUGGUAAACUUCAGCCAGAAAAAUUAUUUGAUAUAGCUCGACGAGUACCCUUUCUAGCAAUGACAAUAGUGGAAAAAAAUAUUGCCGAAGGUCAAUGGUUAUUUCGUACACAACCGUUACAAGUGGCUCCUACGCAAUCAAUGCGUGAAACCAUCGAUAGAAUUGAACUUCAAGCACCCAUUCCCUAUAAUCAAAUACCAUCUAAACAGCUGGCAGCACAACAACUUCCACCUCAACCACCAUCCGUACUCCCACCUCAAGUCUCACAACAAAUGCCUUUUGGUCAGCCACUGUUUAAUCAACAACAACAACCAAUUCCACCACAACCACCUCGAAUACCUUUGCGUGGUAAUAGUAUUGAUACAAAAGUAACAAGAAGUCUCACGGCUCCGAAUUUACGCACAAGUCAUUCUCUUAGUGAAAUGUUUCGUGUUAUUUAA
This is a messenger RNA of Didymodactylos carnosus, 1344 nucleotides long. The record is from the annotation of a GenBank genome assembly. NCBI's taxonomy places the organism in Eukaryota, Metazoa, Rotifera, Eurotatoria, Philodinida, Philodinidae.